GCUCCACCACCAGGCAGGGCGGCGGUGAUGUCAAAGCGGGAGGAGAGAGGCUGGCAGGCGACUGCUAAGCAACAGGUUUCAGAUCAGAAUCUCCCUUCCGAAGCAUUCUCCGUCGUCCUUGCACAGUCCCGGGAUCAGGUGGCGCCUGGGGAGUCUGAGUCAUCCAAUUGGCCAUGGGGGGCCAAGCCGUCAGCUCCUCUGAGCAAAAGUUGAAACAUGACCCGAGUUUCCACGGCCCCAUCAAAAAUAGGAGCUGUACGGACAUUAUCUGCUGCAUUAUCUUCAUGGUUUUCAUUGCUGGCUACUUUGUGGUGGGGAUUCUGGCCUGGCUGUACGGUGAUCCCCGGCAGGCUAUUUAUCCCAGGAAUUCAACUGGAGCAUAUUGUGGAAUUGGCGAAAACCGGGGCAAACCUUUCGUUUUCUACUUCAACAUUAUGCAAUGCGCCACAAGCUUCAACCUCAUAUCAGCUGCAAUGAACGGAUUGCAGUGUCCUACACCGCAGAUCUGUGUCCCGUCCUGCCCUGCCAAGUUCUGGGUGGUGCCUCCGCAGAUUAUCCAAAAGUCCAAGCCCGAGGACAUAUGGAACCAGACCAUGUGCCAGCCAGCGAUAGACCUCAAGACGACCAGCCUCAGUGUGUCAGAAAUUCUCAACCUGCAACUUUGUCCAGAAUACACUGUCCCGUCCAAGCCAGUGGUGAGGCGUUGCUUCCCUUCUUUUGACUCCUUUGAAGCUGAAUUCUUCAAUGUGAGCGGGAUGGAUAAAAAUAAAACUCUGGACACUAUCAAGAAUGGCACAGAACAGCUGUUAGAGGCUCUCGGUGCCAAGAACGUUGGACUGAAGAUCUUUGAGGAUUUCACGCAGUCGUGGUACUGGAUCUUGAUAGGGCUGCUGAUUGCCAUGGUGCUGAGCCUGAUAUUCUUGCUGCUGCUACGUUACAUCGCUGGGGUUCUGGUGUGGGUCAUCAUUGUUGGGCUGCUGGCCGCCACGGCCUACGGGAUCUACCACUGCUAUAUGGAGUACCGCGAGCUCGACCAGAAAGGAGCCACCAUCAAGAGCGUUGGUUUCACCACCGACGUGGGUGCCUACCGCAGCGUCAAGGAGACGUGGCUGGCCGCCUUGAUCAUCCUCUGCGUGGUGGGAGGCAUCAUGCUGCUCACCCUCUUGUUCCUCCGCAAGCAGAUCCUGAUCGCCAUCGCUCUCAUCAAGGAAGCCAGCAGAGCCAUUGGAUACAUGAUGAGUUCUCUUUUCUACCCAUUGGUGACCUUCGUCUUGCUGGUGGUAUGUGUGGCCUACUGGGGUAUUACUGCUCUAUAUCUCGCCACCUCUGGAGCGCCCCUCUAUCGCAUCGCUCCCAAAAAUGAUAGUUCCCCAGACUGCAUAGGGAUCUCUGGGAACCAGAGCUGCAGCCCUAUGACAUUCAACGCCUCCACCUACCGGCCCUGCCUGGUGGAUUGCAUCUUCUUCAAAUACAAUGACGAAGGGCUCUUCCAGCGCAACCUCUCCAACCUUCAGAUCUACAACUUUGUGGGCCUCCUCUGGUGCAUCAACUUAGUCAUUGCCCUGGGGCAGUGUGUCCUGGCGGGGGCCUUUGCCUCGUACUACUGGGCUUUCAAAAAGCCCCAGGAUAUCCCAGCCUGUGCUGUGUUCAAUGCAUUCGUCCGGACGUUACGAUACCAUAUAGGAUCUCUUGCUUUUGGUGCCCUCAUCCUCACUAUCGUCCAACUGAUCCGCAUCGUGCUGGAAUAUAUGGACCACAAAUUAAAAGGUUCCAGCAACAAGGUUGCCAAGUGCCUGCUUUGCUGCAUGCAGUGUUGCUUUUGGUGUCUGGAGAAGUUUGUCAAAUUCCUCAACAGAAACGCCUACAUCAUGAUUGCCAUUUAUGGAAAGAAUUUCUGUGUGUCGGCCAAAAAUGCCUUCAUGCUACUGAUGCGUAAUGCUGCCAGGGUUGUAGUCCUGGAUAAAGUCACUGACCUGCUGCUGUUUUUUGGGAAGCUCUUGGUAGUUGGUGGAGUUGGCAUUCUGUCGUUCUUCUUCUUCACGGGGCGAAUUCCCAUCGAUAAACCCGAGUUCAAAUCCCCCGUCCUCAACUACUAUUGGCUGCCCAUCCUGACUGUUGUGGUAGGCGCCUACUUCAUAGCCCAAGGCUUCUUCAGCGUCUACAAUAUGUGUAUCGACACUCUGUUCCUCUGUUUCUUGGAAGACCUGGAGCGGAAUGACGGCUCCCAGGGGAAGCCGUAUUACAUGUCCAAGUCUCUCAUGAAUAUCCUCAACAAGAAGAACAAGAAUGGAAAGGCCACGUAGAAGACAAUUUGGUGUUACUGGUCCACAUCAUCUCUUGCUACAGUAUAUCGCUUCCUGGCUUCCCAGGCCUGUCUCAAGAGCAUCUUAACACAUCCCUUCACCUCCUUUCCUUUCCAGUGUAUUUUGAACACAUUUCAGCCUUUUGGGCCUCGCCACUCUUGCCUCAUGUUGUCUUGCUCCGUGUCGGCCACAUUGAUUUCUUAAAACGGUGCCAUAUUUAGAGCCCACCUUUUAAAUGAAGGCAGCCAUUUUAGCAUGUUGCCCUUCCCUCUGGUCCACCCAUUUAAGGUUGUAUCCAACAAAGAUGCCCUGUUCAUGCCAAGGGGCGCUGACUUGCCCCACACAUUGGGGAGGCACAUCACACGAUGUCACGCGAUGUGUUCUGCCCAGUGUGUGAGCGCUCGUGUGCCAGGCUGGGCGCUGCCACGAUGCCAGUGCUUCCCCACGCGUUGAUUCUGUGCCAGUGCCAACUUUUCCCUCCAUGCAGCCCAUACCUGCUAAGUCUCCCGCUGAAAAAUGCGAGAUCAGCAGCUGCGCGGCACCGGAAGUUGCGUAGAAGCCACUUCCGGGGCUGGCUCUUCCAAUGUGUGGUCGAUAUUUCCGAUGUUCUCCCGCUAGAUAUCUUGCUGGAUUUCUCGGCCAUGGCAAAAGAAGUGUCCUUUCCUUUAGGGUUUAUGCAACUUCUCAGUAAACAGCAAACAGCAUCUUCCAGGUCUGUGUGCUGUUCUCUGGGUAAAAUCGGGUGAUCAGGAAGCACUCGGGAGAGCCUACGGUGUGGUAAGCUCAGUGUUAGCCUAUUCCCCCAGCUUUUGCAGUGAGGAGAAGUAGACUUAGUGAGGUGGCUGGAGGCUACACUUGAUCUUUCCCCCAACUGGUUACAACUACUCCAUGGCAAGCUUUUCAAACAGCUGAUAUAACUCACACCUGGCCCAACUGUGCCAAUUCCUGAUUACAUCUUUCUCUUUCAGAGUAUCUUGACCUUUUUUUUUUGGUGCUUUUGCAUCGGCCGCACGUCCAGUGGUGUUCCUAUCCCAGCUGGUACCGGGUGCAUGUGUGACCCGUAUGGGGUGCCACUGGCGCACAGCAGCCCGUACGGACUGCGCCUGUGCGGGCAGAGGUGAGGGGCGGACCAGUGAGGGGCACACCGGGUGUCACCCCCCCCCCAGGGUGGCAGCCGGGGUGGACCGCCCCCAUCGCCCCCCUUGCUACGUCCCUACGCACGUCCAACUAAGAGUUGUGCUUUCAAAUCCAGUGAAACAAAUGGGCUGAAUCGCACUUAACUCUGCCUUCCAUGGUAAUAAUUUUGUUGCCUAAGUGCCUUCAUUGACAAAUUGUGUUAUCCUUUUCCCACUUAAUUUCCCAGUGAUUUUGUGCCAGUUCAUUGACUCCUAAACUAUUUUGACUCCAAUCCACUUCCUGUCAGCCAUUCUGUUUGGUUGGUUUUUUUAAAAAUUCAUACAGUGGUACAACAUGUUGCAUACGGGAUCUGUUCCGGAGCCCCGUAGGCAACAUGAGCAGUACGCAACAUGAAGUGCCGCGUCUGCGCAUGUGCGUGGCGCGAUUCGGCUCUUAUGCGCAUGUCAUUCGUCGCGUCUGCGCGAACCGCCAAACCCGAAAGUAACCCGUUCUGGUACUUCCGGGUUCGGCGCAUACAUAUUCUGUGUCAUACGCAACCCACAAUUUGUAACAAGAGGUAUGACUGUACUGCUAAAAAUGUACUGUAUAUAGCCUUUUUUUCUUUCUGUACAAAAAAAAUCUAUUUUAUAGAAAGGAUACAAAUUUAUUAAAGCUGAUUUUAAGUAA
Zootoca vivipara (common lizard) is the source of this 4106-nucleotide messenger RNA. RefSeq names its product solute carrier family 44 member 4 (gene SLC44A4). The record is from RefSeq and is a predicted model, not a curated record. NCBI's taxonomy places the organism in Eukaryota, Metazoa, Chordata, Lepidosauria, Squamata, Lacertidae. Gene Ontology annotation, cellular component: plasma membrane. Gene Ontology annotation, biological process: thiamine pyrophosphate transmembrane transport; choline transport. Gene Ontology annotation, molecular function: thiamine pyrophosphate transmembrane transporter activity.